GUCAUUACAUCUUCCGUUGCUGUCACCACUCGUGCAAUGGCAGACGAUGCGAAAGCGCACGACAAUGGUUUGUCCAAGCCAGCACAUGCUCUAGAACGUCAUGCGAUCGUCGAGGAGUUGAAUGCCAACUCAGAAGACGGGCUCGCCGUUGCUGAAGCCAAAUCGAGGCUGGAAUUUUACGGUCGCAAUGAAUUGGAUGAUGGUCCGGGGGUUCAGCCCUUCAAAAUCCUCUUACGACAGGUAGCGAACGCCAUGAUGCUGGUGCUCAUAAUGGCCAUGGCCGUUUCGUUUGCCAUCCAGUCAUGGAUUGAAGGUGGUGUGAUUACAGGCGUAAUCAUCCUCAAUAUUGUGGUUGGCUUUUUUCAGGAAUUUAAUGCGGAGAAGACCAUGGAUUCCUUGCGAUCUUUGAGUUCGCCCACCGCGAACGUCAUUCGUGGAGGCGAAACAAUCAAUAUUCCAACAGCUGAACUGGUGCCUGGAGAUUUGGUGGAAUUGAAACUUGGCGAUACCGUGCCUGCAGACCUUAGGCUGCUGGAAUCCCUCAAUUUUGAGACGGAUGAAGCUCUCUUGACGGGUGAAUCCCUUCCAGUGGCAAAGGAUGAGGAGACAGUAUUCGACCCGGAAACCGGACCAGGUGAUAGACUGAAUGUAGCUUACAGCUCAUCUACAGUCACAAAAGGGCGUGCACGUGGUGUUUGCUACGCAACAGGGAUGCAGACAGAGAUUGGAUCGAUUGCUGCGGCUCUGCGACAGGGCAAUUCAAGAGUUCGCCCUGUGAAAAGGCGUUCAGACGGCUCAGUGCAUCCAUUACGCUAUGCCGAAUCUUGGACCCUGACCUUUGCCGACGCUAUCGGCCGAUUUCUCGGUGUCAAUGUUGGUACGCCACUACAGCGAAAACUCUCUCGACUUGCGAUGCUUUUGUUUGGGAUUGCUGUGGUAUGCGCCAUUAUCGUCUUGGCGGCCAACAAAUUUUCGGGCAAUUCUGAAGUCGUAAUCUACGCUGUAGCAACCGGUUUAUCAAUGAUUCCUGCAUCAUUGAUUGUGGUCCUGACCAUCACGAUGGCCGUAGGGACGAAAAGAAUGGUCAAACGCCACGUUAUCGUGCGGAAGAUGGAUGCCCUUGAAGCACUGGGAGGAGUGACAGACAUUUGCUCCGAUAAAACCGGGACUCUUACCCAGGGCAAAAUGGUUGCUCGCAAAUGCUGGAUUCCGAGCCGAGGAGUCUAUUCCAUUGGUGUUUCAAACGAACCGUUUAACCCGACGACCGGCGAUCUCAGUUAUAGUGCAAGUGCGCUUCCGACUUCGGACAGAGAGCAUCCGUUCCAAGGCAGUCCACUGGCGUAUAGCGAAGCCAUCGAGGGGAAUGCCGAAUUGACCGAUUUUCUGUAUGUCGCUUCACUCGCAAAUCUGGCGCACGUGCACAAGAACAAGGAAGGCAAGUGGCACGCUCGUGGUGAUCCGACAGAAAUAGCGCUUCAGGUGUUCGCAUCCCGAUUUGAUUUCAAUCGAUCCAAGUUCCUAGACGGUGUAAAGCCACAGUACAAGCAGAUCAGCGAGUAUCCUUUUGAUUCCGAUGUCAAGAGAAUGUCCACCAUAUUUGAGCACACCGGGUCUGGGGAACAAAGGGUCUUCGCCAAGGGCGCUGUUGAGCGUAUUCUGGACUCGUGUGAGACAGUAAAAUGGUCGCUGGAAGAUGACACGGAAGUCAAACUGAACGACGAGAUUAAAGAGGCCAUUUUGGCGAGAAUGGAAGGCCUUGCCUCGGAAGGUCUUCGUGUUCUAGCCCUCGGUAGCCGUGCCUUCGAUUCUCGAGAAGGUCGGAGAGCUAGCCGCGAUAGCCCGCCGCCACGCGAGGAUGUUGAGAGAAAUCUCGUAUUUCAGGGUCUGAUCGGUCUCUACGACCCUCCCCGCCCAGAAUCUGCCGCCGCUGUCAAGAGAUGCCACAGAGCUGGAAUCAAAGUCCACAUGUUAACGGGAGACCACCCUGGCACGGCUCGUGCUAUUGCUAUCCAAGUUGGCAUUCUGCCAGAUAUGGGCCUCAUCAGUGAUGUGAUGGCCAAGGCGAUGGUCAUGACUGCGACAGAAUUUGAUCGUUUGACAGAUGAUCAGCUGGAUGAAUUGCCUGUGCUACCGCUCGUCAUAGCCAGAUGCGCUCCGAACACAAAAGUGCGCAUGAUAGAAGCGCUCCGUCGCCGCAGAGCAUUUAUGGCCAUGACUGGUGAUGGAGUCAACGACUCUCCUUCCUUAAAGAAAGCCGACGUGGGAAUUGCCAUGGGAAUGGCGGGAUCGGAUGUUGCCAAAGACGCCUCCGAUAUUGUCCUCACUGACGACAAUUUCGCCUCGAUCCUCAAUGCCAUUGAAGAAGGACGUCGUAUGUUUGAUAAUAUCCAGAAGUUUGUUCUCCAUCUUCUCGCCGAGAAUAUCGCGCAAGCGUGCACACUUUUAAUUGGUUUGGCAUUUAAAGACAGCACAGGUCUUUCCGUUUUCCCUCUGGCGCCUGUCGAAAUCCUGUGGGUCAUCAUGAUCACCUCCGGUCUGCCCGACAUGGGUCUAGGUAUGGAAGCUGCUAGCCCUGAUAUCCUCGAGAGACCUCCGCAAAAUCUCAAGCGAGGCGUGUUCACAUUUGAAGUGAUGUGUGACAUGCUAGCUUAUGGCCUCUGGAUGAGCGCACUCUGUCUCUCUUCUUUCCUUCUGGUACUGUAUGGAUUUGGCAAUGGCGACCUCGGGGCUGGCUGCAACGAUUCGUAUUCAGCCGAAUGCGAUACCGUGUUCCGCGCGCGAGCCACAACUUUCGUCAGCCUCACGUGGUUUGCCUUAUUUCUGGCGUGGGAGAUGGUUGACAUGCGCCGGAGCUUCUUCCGUAUGCAACCUGGAAGCAAACAUUACUUCACCCAGUGGAUAUUCGAUGUUUGGCGCAACCAGUUCUUAUUCUGGGCCAUCAUCGCUGGUUUCGUUACCAUUUUUCCCACCCUCUACAUUCCUGUCAUCAAUCAUGUUGUUUUCAAGCACACAGGCAUCUCUUGGGAAUGGGGCAUCGUCUUUGUUGAAGCCACGCUCUUCUUCCUAGGCAUAGAGUCCUGGAAGUGGGGUAAGCGGGUUUUCUUCAGGCAUCGAGCACGGAAAAUGGGUCAAACUGCGGAUGAUCUGGAGAAGAGAGCCUUUGGAAGCUUUACAGACCCGGAGAAGGCAGGUGAAGAAAUUUCAGAGAACAAACGGAAGUUCUGAGAAAAGUUGAAGUCGGUCCUGGGAAAGUUGACUUUUGCGAAGAGCAUUGGAAGGUUUCUAAAUUGCGCCGAUCACUGAAAACGGGGGACCUUAAUGAUUGACAGGCGUUGCUGAAUGGGUUGUACAACCAGCAAGCCACAAAGUGAUGCAAAUCGUGCCGGCUUUUAUCCUAGAAUAAUCAGAUCGAUGGAUGGAUUCGCCCACCUCGCUCGAUCGCUUCUAUAAGAGAGGGGAAUGGAGGGUGUAUUGUGAGAAUAUCAGGCCAUAGAGAUCCGUGGCAAGCUGAUAGAAGUGGGUAGCGAGGGAGUAUACGAUAUUGAAACUCGUGCACAUGAACAAACUGAAGCUACAUAGAACUCUAC
This is a messenger RNA of Exophiala oligosperma, 3587 nucleotides long. Its product is annotated as potassium/sodium efflux P-type ATPase, fungal-type. The record is from RefSeq and is a predicted model, not a curated record. Gene Ontology annotation, biological process: calcium ion transmembrane transport; intracellular calcium ion homeostasis. Lineage: Eukaryota; Fungi; Ascomycota; Eurotiomycetes; Chaetothyriales; Herpotrichiellaceae. Bases 37 to 3225 code for a protein of 1062 amino acids. The transcript is spliced from 5 exons. Gene Ontology annotation, molecular function: P-type calcium transporter activity; ATP binding; ATP hydrolysis activity. Gene Ontology annotation, cellular component: plasma membrane.